AUGCCAGUGGUGUGGCCCACCCUGCUGGACUUCAGCCGGGAUGAGUGUAAAAGGAUCCUUCGCAAGCUGGAGCUGGAGGCGUAUGCAGGCGUUAUCAGUGCCCUUCGAGCACAGGGCGAUCUCAGCAAAGAGAAGAAGGACCUUCUGGGGGAACUUUCAAAAGUCCUGUGUAUUUCUACAGAGCGGCAUCGCGCGGAGGUGCGCAGAGCAGUGAACGAUGAGCGCCUUACCACCAUCGCUCACAACAUGUCUGGUCCAAACAGUUCGUCUGAAUGGUCCAUCGAAGGUCGGAGAUUGGUACCGUUGAUGCCACGUCUGGUUCCACAGACUGCUUUCACGGCCACUGCCAACGCCAUAGCCAAUGCUGCUGGACAGCACAACUCUUCACUUCCAGAUCCUGCUGAGACUGGGAACAAGGAAGUGGUCGUGUGUUAUUCCUACACAAGUACAACAUCCACUCCCACAUCGACCCCGGUCCCCAGUGGAAGUGUGGCCACUGUCAAGUCUCCCCGACCUGCGAGUCCAGCCUCCAACGUGGUGGUCCUUCCCAGCGGCAGCACAGUCUAUGUGAAAAGUGUUAACUGCUCAGAUGACGACGAGAAGCCUCGCAAGCGCCGUCGCACCAACUCCAACAGCUCAUCCCCUGUUGUCCUGAAAGAUAUCCCCAAGCCAACAACCCCAGUCUCAAAAACGAUUGCAGUGCCCGUUACCGGGAGCCCCAAAAUGAGCAACAUCAUGCAGAGCAUCGCCAACUCCCUACCACCACACAUGUCGCCAGUGAAGAUCACUUUUACCAAACCCACCACCCAGACAACAAACACUUCCACCCAGAAGGUAAUAAUUGUAACAACUUCUCCAAGUUCUACAUUUGUCCCAAAUAUUUUAUCGAAAUCUCACAACUACGCUGCAGUCACUAAACUGGUUCCCACGUCUGUCAUAACUUCUACCACUCAGAAGCCACCAAUGGUCGUUAGCUCUGCCCAGAGCUCAGCCAUUAGCAGUACCAGGGGCAUUGCUGUCACCACAGUUGUGUCUUCAACACCAUCCCUGGUCAUGUCCACAAUGGCACAAGCCUCGACGUCAACAGUGAAAUUGCCCUCCAAUAGGCUUCCUUCCCCCAAGAGCCUGUUCCCUAAGCAGUACCAGCAGUCGCCAAAACAUCAGAUCCAUCAUAUGACACCACAGGCUCCCCCACUGUCACAGCCAUCCACUAUUACCCAGACAGUUCCCACUCCAUCUCUUCAGGUGCCACCAGGGAUCAAGCCCACUAUACAGAUAAAGCAGGAAUCUGGUGUUAAGAUAAUCACGCAGCAAGUUCAGCCCAGUAAAAUCCUUCCCAAACCAGUGUCUGCUGCCCUGACCAGCAGCAGUAAUGCUCCCAUCAUGGUCGUGAGCAGCAAUGGGGCCAUAAUGACAACUAAACUGGUCACCACACCAAGCGGCACACAAGCCACAUACACACGACCGGCUGUCAGCUCAGCACUCGGUGCUCGUAUGGCGGCUACACCCGGUGCUACCUAUGUAAAGACCACCAGCGGAAGCAUCAUCACUGUUGUGCCAAAAUCUCUGGCGACACUGGGAGGGAAGAUCAUCAGCAGCAACAUUGUGUCUGGCACAACUACAAAAAUAACCACCAUCCCCAUGACUUCUAAACCAAAUGUCAUCGUGGUGCAGAAAACCACUGGGAAAGGGACAACCAUACAGGGUAUUCCUGGGAAAAAUGUUGUGACAACCUUGCUAAACGCCAGUGGAGAUAAAACUCUGCAAGCUGUACCAGCAGGAACAAAGCCAGCUAUCAUUACAGCCACCCGCCCAAUCACCAAGAUGAUUGUCACACAACCCAAGGGUAUCGGUUCAACUGUCCAGCCGGCUACCAAGAUUAUUCCCACUAAGAUAGUGUAUGGCCAGCAGGGGAAGACCCAGGUCCUUAUAAAGCCAAAGCCGGUGACGUUUCAGGCCACAGUCAUGAGCGAACAAACCAGACAGCUGGUGACUGAAAACACUUCAGCAGGCUUCACGGGUGGUGGAGACUACCAGUGCCACCAUUCAGGAAGUGAAGGAAGACACUGAGAGCAGCUCCUCCUCUACUGAGUCCUCCCAGAGCUCCCAAGAUUCUCAGCCUGUAGUCCAUGUCAUCGCAUCUCGUGGUCAGGAGUGGUCGGAGCAUGAAAUAGCGAUGGACACCACUCCUACGAUAAUCUAUCAAGAUAUUGGAGGAGAGUCCCAGUCUGCCACCUCCACCAUCAAGGCGCUGAUGGAGCUUCAGCAGACCAGCAUGAAAACGAGAGUGGACACUAAGCCCCGGCAGCCGACCAUUGACCUCAGUCAGAUGGCUGUUCCUAUCCAGAUGGCCCUUGAUAAACGUCAGACUGAAAGUGCUUCCAUUUCCGUGGUGGAGUCAGAGUUGGUUGCAGAAUACAUAUCUACAGGUAAAACUAGGCCCGUGGCUUCAACCACCACAGUCAGCUCCGGGGAUGUCCCACUCAGCUCUAUCCUUCAGGUCAGUCACCCGUCUCAGCACCACCAGCUUCAGAGCUCGCAGUCCUCACGUACUGUGCUGCAGCACAUCACCCAGUCCCAGAGUGCAGCACAGGCGUCUGUUGUGGUAAAAAUCCAUCCCCACAUCCUCCAGCGGGGCCAUCACUCACAUCAUGCAGCAGGCGUUAAGCAGUCACACAGCCUUCAAAAGAACGGAGGAGACUGUGACCGAAGAGGGUGAAGUGGAGGAGAUGGACACCUUAGACCCGCAGACCGGCCUCUUCUACAGAUCAGCCUUGGCACACAAGCAGCAGAAACAGAUUCACCUGCACCAGGAGGGGGCGCACCUUCAGUUGAAGACUGUUCAGUCUCUGCAGACCAAACAGAAGCAGAUCAUUCAGCUGCAGCCAGAGCAGCUCCAGCACAAAAUCCAGCAAACGGCGCAGCUCUCCAUCAGGCAGCAGAAAUUGACGCCCAUUCAACAGGAACAGGUCCACCAGCAUACACAGCGCCACAUGCUGGUCAAGGAAAGGCACAUCCCUUCACUGGUGUCUCAGCCGCAGCAGACAGUGGUGCAGGUUCUGGCUGUGAAAACCACCCAGCAGCUGCCGAAGCUCCAGCAGGUAGUGGGCCAGCAGAAGAUCUACAUGCAGUCUCAGCUAUCUCAGACUUCAGUGCAGCUGCCUGUCACAUCUGAAAAAUUGACGGCCAGUCAGGUCACCCAGUCAAUGGUAUCUCAGGGAUCUGCAGUCACUAAAAUCACUUUCGAAGGACAUCAGCCCCCCAUGGUAUCCAAGGCAACUGCUAGCGAAUGUCUGCCUAAACUUACACCAGCGGUGGCCAGUCUCCUUCCUGCUCUGCCGUUGUCGGAGAAGGCUUCUGUGGCUGAUAUCUUGAAGAUGUCGAUGAUGGAAGCAGAUAUAGAGACCAACGUGGAACCUAUGAUCGUGGAUAACACAAGCAAAGCUGCCCCAAUUAUCAAACCCAUGCCAGUGUUAACUGAGGCAGCUAUACCACCCCAGGUGCAAAGGCUAUCUGCCCCAAGCACAGUGACUUGUACAGUACCUCCCCCGCCUAAAUGUUUCCCUGCCCCAAUUAUUACAGCAACCACUUCUACUACCCUUCCUGUCCCCCUGCCACCGCCUCCCCCGCUGACGAGGAAAGUGGAUGUUCCUGUGGCCAGCCAGAUAAUACAGAUCCAGAAUGUGCCACCAAAAAGGACGGAAGAAAUUCCUUCUGAAAUCAUCAUUCAGACCAUCCCUCAGUAUCCCAUCGCCUGUCACUCUAGCUCCAACGUGGUGGUGGAACCCAGUGGACUUCUAGAGCUGAAUAAUUUCACCAGCCAGCAAUUGGGAGACGACGACGCUGUCAUUAUAAACGACAGUGACAUUACCAGUGAUGACAGGACACAGUGUAAGCCUUCAAUAAAUUUAGAUCAUGCAUAG
Staurois parvus is the source of this 3923-nucleotide messenger RNA. Lineage: Eukaryota; Metazoa; Chordata; Amphibia; Anura; Ranidae. The record is from the annotation of a GenBank genome assembly.